CGUGUCUGACGUCAGCACUGUCGGCCAAUCACAGUGCGCGUUGGUGGGCGGUGUCACGGAGGGCGCGCCCCGAGGAAGGAAGGAAGGGUGGGGAGAGGAAGCUGGAAUUCAAGAUGGAUGUCGUGGGCUGCUCUGCUGCUGCUGUAGGGGACGGAGACGUGGGAUCUGUGGGGUCCCAACGAGACUUGAGCAUGUUGCCGGAGCGGCUUCAAAAACGCGAGCAAGAGCGGCAGCUGGAGGUGGAAAGGCGGAAGCAGAAGCGGCAGGAUGAGGCGGUGGAAGAGGAGCAGAGCGACUUCUUCGCCGCCGCUUUCUCCCGGGAGCGCGCGGCGGUGCAGGAGCUCCUGGAGGGCGAGUCGUCGGCAGAGCAGCUGGAGGAGGCGGCGGCGCGGCUGCAGGGGCUGCAGAAGCUUCUCAACGACGCGGUGAGGUUUCUGGCCGCCUACGAUCUGCGGCAGAGUCAGGAGGCUCUGACGCAGCUGCAGGCGACUCUGGCCGAGCGGCGCCAAGAUCUGCAGCCCAAGAAGCGCUUCGCCUUCAAGGCGCGGAGGAAAGACACUGCCUCGGCCUCCGGGGCAGGAGCGGCUGCCCGCACCCCGGCGGCUGAAGACAUCGCCACCCCUUCGCUGUCCUCGAAGGGGCAGGAAGCCCUUGGGCUCAGCUGGGCCUGCGGCUUCUCGCACUGCGAUUCCCAGGUUUUGGAAAAGAGAGCCGAUGAACUGCGGCAGCGCGACGUCCUCCUGAGCGAGCUGAGCAGCUGCACCGUCCGACUGUACGGCAACCCCAACACCCUGCGGUUGGCCAAAGCCCGAGGCUGCAAGGUGCUCUGCGGCCCGGUGUCCACCUCUGUAUUCCUGGAGGACUGCAGUGACUGCGUGCUAGCUGUGGCCUGCCAGCAACUCCGCGUGCACACCACCAGGGACACCCGUAUCUUCCUGCAGGUUACCAGUAGAGCCAUCAUAGAGGACUGCAGCGGGAUCUGUUUUGCCCCUUAUACCUGGAGCUACGAGGGUAUCGACAAGGACUUCCAGGGCUCUGGUUUAAACAGGAGCAAAAAUAACUGGAGUGAUGUUGAUGAUUUCAACUGGCUGGCGCGGGAUGUGGCUUCCCCAAACUGGAGUGUUCUUCCUGAAGAAGAGCGACAGAUCGAAUGGGACUGAGCUAGUGUCAUUCUGUACCCCUCUCCUAGAGAUGUUUUCCUUGUGGGAAGGACGAGAGCCAGUGAAGCCGCAGAGUUGUAUGUUUUUAGCAAUUCAGGCUUGAGACGUGAUAGUCUCCUGCUUGCGAUGGCCAUUAAAUUCAUGACACUUAAGCCAUUUUGGGAAUAUCUACUGACUUUUCUUUGACUCUGAUAAUUUGAAGCAAUAAGUGGGAAAAAAGGGUAGUCGUUUUGAUUUUAAGCGUGGUACUUAAAAUGAUCACAGCGCAUGAUAAAAGAGGCCUUCAAUAAAUGGUUUAACACA
Messenger RNA from Cavia porcellus (domestic guinea pig), 1463 nucleotides. It is a transcript of the gene Tbcc, whose product is annotated as tubulin folding cofactor C. Bases 114 to 1160 code for a protein of 348 amino acids. NCBI's taxonomy places the organism in Eukaryota, Metazoa, Chordata, Mammalia, Rodentia, Caviidae. Gene Ontology annotation, biological process: post-chaperonin tubulin folding pathway; tubulin complex assembly. Gene Ontology annotation, cellular component: cytoplasm. The transcript has a single exon. The record is from RefSeq and is a predicted model, not a curated record. Gene Ontology annotation, molecular function: tubulin binding.